Neolamprologus brichardi is the source of this 4171-nucleotide messenger RNA. NCBI's taxonomy places the organism in Eukaryota, Metazoa, Chordata, Actinopteri, Cichliformes, Cichlidae. The record is from RefSeq and is a predicted model, not a curated record.
AUGCUGACACAUGCAGAGGUUCUGCUUCUGGUCCGGUUCCCUCUGGGUUUUUUCGGGAACCAGCGCCUGUUUGCCUGGAACCUACUUCAGGUCCGGGUCAGUCCGAGUGUCGAGUCCAGCAGCUCCCCUCCUCCUCCUCCUCUUCAUCCUCGCCGGGAAGAGUUACAACCUGGAGGGAAGAAGAAAUGCAGGAAGCAGAAGAUGAAGGAAGCGGAACGGGCAGAAUUGAGCACCCCUCACUUCCUCCAUAUCAAAGGUGUGGAGGUGAACGCAGGACAGACAGCCACGUUUCACUGCACCAUCAACGGACGUCCGCAGAGCAACCUACUGCUGUACCUGCAGGGAAUGGGCGGUCGGCAGGCCGCGGUACGGGAAACCAAACCGCUGAACGCUCGGCGUUACGUGGCGAGCUUCAAUGUGGACAACACGACCAAAGGAGACUCUGGACGCUACCGCUGCAUCGCCCAAUCAGAGCGAGGGGUGGGCGUGUCCUCCUACGCUGACCUCACAGUCAAACAGCCCCCUGUACCCAUCGCCCCUCCUCAGCUGACAGCAGUUGGUGCCACCUACCUGUGGAUACAACUUAACGCCAACUCGAUCAAUGGGGACGGACCAAUCAUUGAGCGAGACGUUGAGUAUCGGACGACGGCAGGCAUGUUGAUCGACACCACACCGGUUGAUAAGCCCACUCAUAAAAUCGGGCAUCUGGACCCCGACACAGAGUACGAGAUCAGUGUGCUCCUCACCAGGCCCCUGGAUGGAGGCACAGGGAACCCCGGGCCACCGCUCAGAGCCAGGACCAAGUGUGCAGAUCCGAUGAACGGCCCGCGGCGUCUUGAAGUCGUUGACAUCCAGUCCAAACAGGUGGCGGUUCGCUGGGAACCAUUCGGAUACAACGUGACGCGCUGCUACAGCUACAACCUCACUGUGCAGUACCGCUACAGACCUGCAGGGGCCCUGAGCAGGGAGCCAGCGAAGGAGGAGGUGCGGGAGGAGGAGGUGUAUGACACAAGGAGCACCAUGCCGACGCACACCGUACGUAACCUUCCACCCUUCACCAACGUCAGCCUGAGACUCAUCCUGAGCAACCCCGAAGGACGCAAGGAGAGCGAGGAGCUGCUGGUGCUGACAGACGAGGAUGUUCCCGGGGCAGUCCCCGUGGACUCGAUCCUCGGCAGCAGCUACGAGCAGCAGAUCAGCCUUAGCUGGAGGGAACCGCUGCAGACCUACGGCCUGAUCCGGCAGUACGAGAUAUCCUACAAAGCCUUGAGCUCCUUCGACACGGAGUUUGACCUGUCCAAUCAGAGCGGCAAGGUGUUGAAACCGGCCAAUGAGACAAGCCACAUGUUCACGGGCCUCUACCCAGGCUCCACCUACUCCUUCACAAUAAGAGCCUCCACUGUUAAAGGCUUUGGGCCCCCUGUUAUCACCCAGUUUACCACCAAGAUCUCAGCUCCUCUGAUGCCGGCGUAUGAUCAGGAGUCUCCUCUGAAUCAGACCGACUCCACCGUCACCGUCCUGCUGAAGCCCGCUCAGAGCCGUGGGGCCCCGGUCAGUAAAUACCAGGUGGUGGUGGAAGAGGAGCGCCCCCGCAGGCAGGCCAGAGGCACUGCAGAGAUUCUGCGCUGUUAUCCAGUGCCCAUUCACUUCCAGAACGCCACGCUGCUGGACUCCCAGUAUUACUUCAGCGCUGAGCUUCCAAUGAGCGAGCUGAGGGCGCCCAUGCCCUUCUGUGUCGGUGACAACAGGACCUACAGUGGUUACUGGAAUGCUCCCCUCCUGCCUCACAAGAGUUAUGGGAUUUACUACCAGGCUGUCAGCACUGCCAAUGGGAAGAGGAAGACUGCUGACCUCACAGCUGUCCAGAUGAUGAUGAUCAGCAUCCUGCAAGAGGCCGCUAUAAUCGUCACCCAGCUCACCACGCCCUACAUUCGCAUCGCCCCGGCAGCAGGCGACAAGCAGCUAACAGGCACUGCGACCAGGAAACCAGAACCGGAGCAGGAGAAACAAUCGGACCACACGGUGAAGAUCGCCGGCUCCAUCGCCGGCAUCCUGCUGUUCAUCAUUAUCUUCCUGGGAGUCAUCCUGCUGAUGAAGAAACGGAAGUUGGCGAAGAAGAGGAAGGAAACUCUGAGCUCCAGACAGGAAAUGACCUUGAUGGUGAACAACUCCCAGCACACCACCAUGGUGGACACGCAUGUGCACACGCUGAACGGACGCACUGUUUCAUCUCCGUCCUCCUUCACCCUGAAGACAAACACCAUCAGCACCUCCGUACCAAACUCCUACUACCCAGAUCCCUUCGUACCGACAGCCAUUUUGGUGCCCAUUAAUGAUGACAGCCACACUAUGACCAGUGAAACCAGUAGCCUGGUCCAGUCCCACUACAAGCAGCGGGACUCUGAAAGGGAGGCGCUGCCGUAUCAGACAGGACAGCUGCACCCGGCCAUCCGAGUGGCCGACCUGCUGCAGCACAUCACCCAGAUGAAAUGUGCUGAGGGCUAUGGUUUCAAGGAGGAAUACGAGAGUUUCUUUGAGGGACAGUCCGCUCCCUGGGAUUCGGCCAAGAAGGACGAGAACCGCAUGAAGAAUCGCUACGGCAACAUCAUUGCUUGUCCCAUGCAGGAGACGGUGUAUGAUUUCUGGAGGAUGGUUUGGCAGGAGAAUACCGCCGCCAUCGUCAUGGUAACCAACCUGGUGGAGGUCGGCCGGGUGAAGUGUUGUAAGUACUGGCCUGAUGACACGGAGAUCUACGGCGACAUGAAGGUGACGCUGAUCGAGACUCAGCUGCUGUCUGAGUAUGUGAUCCGGACCUUUGCUGUAGAGAAGGAGCAGUACGUCUUCAUCCACGAUGCCAUUUUGGAGGCGUGUCUGUGCGGUGACACAGCGAUUCCAGCCAGUCAGCUGCGGUCGGUUUAUUAUGAGAUGAACCGAUUGGAUCCUCAGACCAACUCGAGUCAGAUCAAAGAGGAGUUCAGGACGCUGAACAUGGUGACGCCGACGCUGCGAGUCGAGGACUGCAGCAUCGCUCUGCUGCCCAGAAACCACGAGAAGAACCGCUGCAUGGACGUGCUGCCUCCAGACCGCUGCCUGCCCUUCCUCAUCACCAUCGACGGGGAGAGCUCCAACUACAUCAACGCUGCGCUCAUGGACGUACGUCACACACACACACACACACAGAAUGGCGGUGGUCGCAGUGGCGUGUUCUGCAGUAUCAGUAUCGUGUGUGAGAUGUUGCGUCAGCAGCGCUGCGUUGACGUUUUUCACGCUGUAAAAACUUUGAGGAACAACAAGCCAAACAUGGUCGACCUGCUGGAACAGUAUAAGUUCUGUUACGAAGUCGCUCUGGAGUACCUGAACUCUGCUUAGAGCCUCCUUCAACACAGAGGAGGAGGAGCAGAGAGACUACUGAAGAAGAGGAGGAGGAUGAAGGCAUGUUUACACUGCCUGGUUUGAACUGUUGGAUUCUGUGAGCGACGCUCAGCGUUCACCUCGUGUCACUUUGUGUUUUUUUUACCCUUUUUGUUGUUUCAAUGAAACUGAAACGAUAAAAACACCAUCAGAGCGGGUGGCCUCACCUGUCAGCCAUCCCCACCACCAGCACAGGAAGUCCUUACAGCCAGGAUUCAAAACAGGAUGUCCUUGCAGUCAUGUUUUGUACAGGAAUCUUUAACCGUGUCCGACUGCUGGUUGAAAUCAGCUGACCUGUCAGGAAGAAGCUGCUGUCCGCGGAGAAUCAUUAACUCUCGCAUAAACCCUCUUACCUCUGAGAUUGAAGGGACCCUAAAAUCAGACUUUCAUUUGUGAAUUCAUGUCAUGUCAAGAAGUGUGAACUUCAUCAUCCCUCUGGAAACAGGACUGAAAGGUGGCUGGAUCACGCUGACCAAGGUAGCUAAGAUGGUUUGACCCUGCAGAGGCCCAAGCCCAGGAGGCCAGAGGAAGUCACUCGGCCUGAAUCUGAGUGCCAUAGUCUGGCCAGUUAUGAUAAAACUUAUUUAACCAAACAAACUUCACCAAUUUGAAUCUGCCAACUCUUCCCCCAAAGAGACUCAAAAUCAAACCAAAUCUGGCAGACAUCACAGAGCCAGAGUUGUCAGAACACGUGUCUGCCGACACGCAGCCGAGAGUCUGCAGACACGCAGCCGAGAGUCUGCCGACACGCAGCCGAGAG